Acipenser ruthenus (sterlet) is the source of this 881-nucleotide messenger RNA. Its product is annotated as beta-crystallin A1-like. Gene Ontology annotation, biological process: visual perception; lens development in camera-type eye. The record is from RefSeq and is a predicted model, not a curated record. The transcript is spliced from 6 exons. The coding region runs from base 98 to 703 and encodes 201 amino acids. Gene Ontology annotation, molecular function: structural constituent of eye lens. NCBI's taxonomy places the organism in Eukaryota, Metazoa, Chordata, Actinopteri, Acipenseriformes, Acipenseridae.
ACACAUUGUCAGACCCCCAGUAUAAAACCUGCUAGCCAGCGCAGACCGAAAAAACAGAACUAUUCUGCAUUGCACACAGACUACAAGAUAACAGAAAAUGCAGAACGCUGGUGUCACUCAACAUGGAAUGGGAUACGCCCCCUUCUGGAAGGUGAAGGUGUGGGAGCAGGAGUACUUCCAGGGUAAGUGUCAGGAGUUCACCUCGGAGUGCUGUAACAUCCAGGACUGCGGCUUCGACAACGUGCGAUCAAUCAGAGUGGAGAGCGGGGCAUGGAUUGGGUUCGAGCACCAUGAUUUCCAGGGCCAGCAGUUUGUGUUGGAGAGGGGGGAGUACCCUCGCUGGGAAGGCUGGAGUGGGAACCUGUCCUACCACGUGGAGAGACUCAUGUCCUUCAGACCUGUGUACUGCGCGUCUCACCGCAGUUCUCGGAUGAUGAUCUAUGAGAAGGAGGGGUUUCUGGGUCGCAGUGUGGAGUUGUGUGAUGAUUACCCCUCCCUGCAGGCGAUGGGCUGGUGCAACAGCGAGGUCGGGUCAAUGCAUGUGCAGAGUGGAGCCUGGGUCUGCUACCAGUACCCAGGUUACCGUGGUUACCAGUACAUCAUGGAAUGUGAACGCCACAGCGGCGAUUACCAGCACUGGAAAAACUGGGGCUCCCACGCCCAGACCCCCCAAAUCCAAUCCAUCCGCAGAAUCCAGCACUAGAGACGCCGGGAAUCAUCUCUGAUCCCCCCUCUUCUCUCUCUCCCUCUCUCUCUCCUCUCCCUCUCUCCUCUCCGAUGGACAGACUCCAGCGUCUCUCCGCUGUGAUGAAGCGAACGCUGUCCUCCGUUGAAAAACUGCCUCCAACUGAAUCAAAUAAAAAUGUGUUUUUGAAUCUCAA